Messenger RNA from Sorex fumeus (smoky shrew), 2838 nucleotides. RefSeq names its product espin like (gene ESPNL). Gene Ontology annotation, molecular function: actin filament binding. The coding region runs from base 1 to 2838 and encodes 945 amino acids. The transcript has 9 exons. Lineage: Eukaryota; Metazoa; Chordata; Mammalia; Eulipotyphla; Soricidae. The record is from RefSeq and is a predicted model, not a curated record. Gene Ontology annotation, cellular component: cytoplasm. Gene Ontology annotation, biological process: actin filament bundle assembly.
AUGGCGGAGCCCCGGGCACUGGCCGCCGCCAAGGAUGGGGACCUGGCCACGCUGGAGCGGCUGCUGGAGGCGGGGGUCCUGCGGCCCGGAAUCGCCGACGCCCUGGGGGCCGGCCUGGUGCACCACGCCGCCCGCGCCGGCCACCUGGCCUGUGUCCAGUUCCUGGUGCAGCGGGCCGGGCUGCCCGGCAACCAGCGGGCCUGCAACGGGGCCACCCCGGCCCACGACGCCGCGGCCACGGGCGGCCUCACGGAGCUGCAAUGGCUGGUGCGCGAGGGGGGCUGCGGCCUGCAGGACCAGGAUGCCUCGGGCGUGUCCCCACUGCACCUGGCCGCCCGCUUCGGACACCCAGCCCUGGUGGAGUGGCUGCUCCGGGAGGGCCACACGGCCACUCUGGAGACCCUGGAGGGGGCACUGCCGCUGCACCAUGCGGCCGUCAGUGGGGACCUCACCUGCCUCAAGCUCUUGGCGGCUGCCCACAGCAGCGGCGUGAACUGGCGCACGCGCAGCGGCGCCUCCCCGCUCUACCUGGCCUGCCAGGAGGGCCACCUGCACCUGGCGCAGUUCCUGGUGAAGGACUGCGGGGCCGACGUGCACCUGCGCGCCCUGGACGGCAUGAGCGCGCUGCACGCCGCCGCCGCCCGCGGCCACUACUCCCUGGUCGUGUGGCUGGUCACCUUCACAGAGGCGGGGCUGGCGGCGCGGGACAAUGAGGGGGCCACAGCCCUGCACUUCGCAGCCCGGGGCGGCCACACCCCCAUCCUGGACAGGCUGCUCCUGAUGGGCGCCCCCAUCGUGAGAGACUCGUGGGGUGGGACGCCCCUCCACGACGCCGCGGAGAAUGGGCACCUGGAGUGCUGCCGGACCCUGGUGUCCCACCAUGUGGACCCCUCGCUGCGGGACGAGGAUGGCUACACGGCGGCUGACCUGGCCGAGUACCACGGACACCAGGACUGCGCUCGGUUCCUGCGGGACACAGCCCUGCCGGACCCGCUGCUGAUGGCGCCCCCGCCGCCACCCUUCCCCCCGCCGCCACUCUCGGCCGCCCGGCAAGCCCCAGAUGAGAAGAGAGGGAGUGCAGGUCUCAGGGGCUCCACCCCCUCAUCUCUCAGCCCGGCCUGGCCCGCCCAGCCUGACCAGCCAGUCCCAGACGAGCAGGCGGCUGAAGACGCGUCCCUGAGGGUCCCCGCUGCUGCCACGGCGGUCCCCACGGGGCUGGAGACCACAGCCGGGGAUGCCCCGGACGGUUUGGCCCUGCUGGAGCUGGACGGGGCGCACUUGGGCGACCUGGAUGGCCUGGUGCCCACGCAGGAUGAGCAGGGCCGGCCCAUACCCGAGUGGAAGCGGCAGGUGAUGGUCCGGAAGCUGCAGGCCAGACUGGGCUCAGAGCCGUCGCCGGAGGGCCAGGACGAGAGCGGCAGGCCGGGGCCCCCGGAGCAGGCGUCCUGGCGGUUCUCGCAGGCCCACCGGGCCAUCCUGGGCCCCUUCGGGGAGCUGCUGACCGAGGACGACCUGCUGCACCUGGAGGCGCAGGUGGCCAGCCUGCAGCUGCGGCGGCGCUGCCAGGAGUACGAGGGCGAGCUGGGCCGGCUGGCGGCCGAGCUGCAGGCGCUGCUGCCCGCGCCCCUGGUGCGCAUCACCGUCAACAGCCACUUCCUGCCGCGGCCCGGCGGGCCGGGGGCGCCAGGGGAGCCGGGGGCCGCGGCCGAGCGCGCCCCCGAGGGGCCCCCCGAGGCCGCGCCCGGCGGGCAGCCCCUGCCCUUCUGGUGCAGCCACGUCGCCCGGCUGGUCCGCAGCCUGACCGCGCUGCUGCGGGGCCUGAACGGGCUGGCGCCGGGCGAGGGGCCGCCGGACGCGCGGGCCCCCGCGGCCACGGCCGCCCCCCGGGAGGCCCCGGCCGCCCCGCUCCGCAGCGCGGCGCAGCGCGAGAUCCAGGAGAGCGGCGUGUCCGUGCGCACCCUGCGGGGCAACUUCGAGUCGGCGCCGGGGCCCCCCGCGCCCCCGAGCCCCGGCCCCUGCGAGCCGGGGGCGCGGCCCGCGCGGUGCGCCCGCGCGGACACCGAGGCGGGCAGCGACUCGGGCAUCAGCUGCGGGGAGGCCCCGUCCGAGGCGGGCGCGGCGCCGGGCCCCGAGCUGGCCAGCCUGCGCAAGGAGCGCAUCGUGCUGCUCUUCCUGAGCCACUGGCGCAGGUCGGCCUACACCCCCGCGCCGGGCCCGGCCGGCAGGACCCCCGCGGCCCGGCGCCUCGGGCCCCUGCGGCGCCAGCGCGGCGUCAUCGCGCACCUGCUGGGCAGCUGGAAGGCCAUCCUGGCCCUGGUGCCCGCGCGCCAGCUGCGGCGGCUGAGCCGGCGGCCGCGCGGCCCGCUGUCGCCCGAGCAGUUCCUGCCGCACGUGGACGGGGCGCCGCUGCCCUACGACAGCCUCUCGCUGGACCUCUUCAUGCUGGGCUACUUCCAGCUGCUGGAGUGCGAGCUGCCGGCCGCCGAGCGCAAGGCGCGCCACCUGCUCUGCUUCGAGGUCUUCGAGCACCUGCGCGCGCACGGCUGGGAGGCGGCGCGCGCCUUCCACAGGGCCGUGACCGACGAGGUGGCCGCGGGCCGCCGCGCCUGGACCGACGGCUUCGAGGACAUCAAGGCCCGCUUCUUCGGCUGCGCGCGCCGACCCGCCUGGGCCCCGGAGCCCGGGCGCGAGUCGGGCCUGACCCGAGCCCGAGCCGAGCCCGAGCCCCCCGCCCCGCGGCCCGGCAGCGUCGCCGACGAGGACAUCUGCGGCUACAUCGACCGCAGCUUCACCUUCUGGAAGGAGAAGGAGGCCGAGAUGUUCAGCUUCGCGGAGUGA